UUUUACUCUCACAGUGACGCAUUGACAUGGCUUUCAAGAGAAUGUUUUUCUUCCUAUCACUAUGUGUGGUUACCCUAGACCAACCUGAACUCAACUCCGCAACUCCGAACGAUGACGACCAGCGUCAUCGUUUAGAUCAGUGUUCUCUGUCUAGCAUAACCAAAAUUUAUGCAAAAAGUGGCCAUCUCGUUGUUCAUAAGGAAAGUUUGUUUGUCGCCAAUUGUGUAUGCGGAGGAACGUCGAACACUCCAAUCACGUGGACAGGGAAUGCUGUAGACAACGGACGUGGUAGUAGUCAAAUUGUCACGUUUGGUAGAUCGAAAUACAAAUUGCCGAACGUGUCUACGAGCGACGAAGGACAUUUGUGUUGCGUUCAGGGCGAGCACUCGGCAUGUCUCUACUUGCUAGUCGUCGAUGCGCCCGUCGUCACCCUGUCCUAUCGAAAUCACGUGACGUGCAAGAAUGAAACUUCAGGCAAAGCUACGAACGCUGUCUCCAUUCAGUGUAAUGUUUCAUCACACGUCGAGCAGGAUCUCACUCAAGGUUUUAUGCAAGUAUACAUCAAUGACGUCGGGACGGUAAGCUACGAUCAAACGCCGUCAAAGAGCACUUUCAAAGAUCUAUCGGGAAAUAGUGUGUACACUAAGGCAUUUGAGUUUCGAGAAGAAUUGCGUGAUGGUGACGUUAUGGAUUGUCGAUGGAUUCGCGAAGAUGGCAAAAUAGUAAAGUCGAAGGUUCAGCCAGUGGUAAAAUUUCAUACGUGUUCUGUGCCAACUGUCUCUUUCACGACAAUUGCUGCUUCGACUGUUGGAUCAACGAACAGCACGACAGCAGCUAUGACUAGCCAAAAUGAUGGUCUCAUCAUUGGCUUGCCUGUAUCGUUCAUUGUAAUUGUGCUGCUUUUUCUACUGGCAUAUCGUUUUCGAAAAAAAAUCAAACAUAAAUUGGUCGAGAUAAGAGAAAGAUGGUCUCAACCGAUGAAUGAUUUACAAACAACAAACCAAAACGAGAACCAUAGAGAAGAAGAGUCGGCGACGGUGGGUUUAGGUUUAUCAGAUGAUGAUGAAGGUCUUGAAGGGUUGCCAAACCAUGCAACUACAGAGACAUCAAGUCACUUGCCACCUUCAGACAGUUCUCCACUAGUAGGUAAUUGCCUAAACCCAAUUUCUGAGACAGAGACAGGUAGUCCACCUACUAGUGAAAUACUCAACGAGACUGAGAAUAAUGCAAGUCCUAGAAGAAAUACAUCAAUUGACAAAGAAUUUCAAUCACCUGAGCAACAUGAAGAAAACACAUUAGAAGUGUCACUAUAUCAUUCUGCAAAUGAAACACUGACUGAAAAGCAGUUAACUGACGUUGCUCGCAAAGCAGUUGUGAUUAACAACAGAACUGAAUUUUUUAAAGUCCUAGAUGGAAAAAUGUUUUCCAUGGCGACCAUCAAAAGGAUACAAGAAGAAGAACACGGGAAACCAUUGGACCAAACUCAAGUCAUGCUUGAGAAGUGGCACAACAAGAUGGGCAGACAGGCAACUCGCCGUAAAGUAAUUAAAGCAUUGUUAGAAAUUGGACUAACAAAACCUGCGUGUGAUAUAUUUGGAGACAAGUUAGUAGAGUUUGUUAGGAAAACUAAAUGAUUAUGUAGACGCUAGAGGUCAUCUUAGACUAAGUGUAUGUUUGACAUUCAAAAACUAAAGAUCGAUGUAUGCAUGAAUCAACACUCGAUAUACUAUCUGUAUCCAAACAUGCAAAAUUAUACGAGCAAUGUACAUUAAACUCA
Messenger RNA from Corticium candelabrum, 1777 nucleotides. RefSeq lists its product as uncharacterized. Gene Ontology annotation, biological process: signal transduction. The record is from RefSeq and is a predicted model, not a curated record. The transcript is spliced from 6 exons. Lineage: Eukaryota; Metazoa; Porifera; Homoscleromorpha; Homosclerophorida; Plakinidae. Gene Ontology annotation, molecular function: protein binding. Bases 27 to 1634 code for a protein of 535 amino acids.